Messenger RNA from Dermacentor andersoni, 1311 nucleotides. RefSeq lists its product as uncharacterized. The record is from RefSeq and is a predicted model, not a curated record. Lineage: Eukaryota; Metazoa; Arthropoda; Arachnida; Ixodida; Ixodidae.
AUGAAGAUGGAGGUCGAAAGAAAACGACGGUUGGCUGCGAUGGCUGUUGUUUUGUCCGAAUUGGAUGAUGACGAGUAUUUGUUUCACCGAAAGAGGUCUUGCUGGCAAAAGGACUAUAUCGCCAACAAGCAUCUCGGUAUGCAAAACCACUUGUACCGAGAGGUGUUGGUGAGUGACAUCGAAGAAUACCGGAGGCUGCUUCGAGUGACAAGGGAGCAGUUUCUUCAGUUGCUGUCGCGUGUGGGACCUCGCAUAGGAAGGCAGGACACCGUGAUGCGGCGAGCAAUAUCAGCGGAAACAAGGCUACAGGUGACGCUACGAUACCUCGCUUCAGGAGAAAGCCACCACUCUUUGAGUCGACAAUUUCGGCUCGGCCACUCCAGUGUAAAUGACAUUAUUCACCAAACGUGUACGGUGAUUUAUGAAGAGAUGAAAAAUGACUUCCUGAAAAGGCCAUGCACCGAAGAUGAGUGGAAAGAUGUAAUCGGAGGUUUCAAUCAAAACUGGAAUUUUCCAAACUGCGUUGGAGCCAUGGACGGGAAACAUGUACUAAUUACGAAGCCAGCGAAUUCUGGAACCGUGUACAGAAAUUACAAGAAGAGCUUCAGCAUUAUACUGUUUGCCGUCGUUGAUGCCAACUACAAGUUUUUGUACACGGAUGUUGGUGCACCCGGCUCACAAGGAGAUGCGGGCGUCUGGCAAACGACGCCGCUACAAGCACGUGUAUCAAACAUGACGGCUGGUCUUCCAGAACUUGUGAAGGUCGCAAGCUCGCCUGAUGUGCUCCUGCCACCCGUGUUCGUCGCAGAUGACGCCUUCCCUAUAGGAAGAAACUUGAUGAAGCCCUAUGGGGGCUCUUCCUUAACAGAAGAGAAGACAAUCUUUAAUUACAGGUUAUCCAGGGCCCGGCGUGUCGUUGAGAACGCCUUUGGAGUACUUGCAAAUCGAUUCAGAUUUCUGCACACUGUAAUCAAUGCUGAGCCCGAAAGGGUGAUAGCAAUGGUAAAUGCCGCAUGUGUAUUGCACAACUUUCUCGCCAUCGACUUGCACUCUAUUGACUCGAGUCCUGAGACGUCUUCCGGAUCACUGUUCUCUGCACAGCCCAGUUCCCGUGGAAGAAUUAAUGCUGUUGGUUCUGCAGUGCGAGAGAGUUUAUGUGCAUUUCUAAAUGGCAGGGGUGCUGUGUCAUGGCAGCAGCAAUCAGCGCACUUGGAUGCAGACGCAUACAGAAGACCUUAAGGUUGUAUAGACAAUGCAAGCUGCACUUGUAUUAUGCUGUAUCAUGCAUUAAACUUGUUUUGUGAAAUUGAA